Molecule: messenger RNA, 1275 nt
Organism: Tachysurus vachellii
Lineage: Eukaryota; Metazoa; Chordata; Actinopteri; Siluriformes; Bagridae
Gene: nmur3
Product: neuromedin U receptor 3
Exons: 2
Coding region: 1-1275 (424 amino acids)
Biological process (GO): G protein-coupled receptor signaling pathway
Cellular component (GO): plasma membrane
Molecular function (GO): neuromedin U receptor activity
Source: RefSeq, a predicted model, not a curated record
AUGUCCAUAAAAUGCUUUUGUGACCCUGUUAUGAAUGGAACUGAAUUUGAUUUCACUCCAUGCAACAUCUCUUCAUUUAACCACACUGGUAAUGGGAGUGGAUUUUGUCAGCCCCAAACAAUGGAAGAUAUCCUGCUCAGACUCCUUGGACCAAGGAGGUCUCCAUUCUUCCUCCCAGUGACAUUAACCUACAUAUUUAUCUUUGUCACUGGUGUUUUGGGGAAUCUUCUGACUUGUACAGUGAUCACUAAGCACAAGAAGAUGAGAACACCUACCAACCUGUACCUCUUCAGCCUGGCCAUCUCUGAUUUGCUGGUGCUGCUGUUUGGAAUGCCUCUGGAGAUAUAUGACCUGUGGCAAAACUACCCUUUCCCAUUUGGUGAGAUCAUUUGCUGUUUCAAGAUAUUUUUGUUUGAAACGGUUUGCUUUGCAUCUGUGCUCAAUGUCAUGGUUUUGAGCAUUGAACGCUAUGUGGCUGUGGUCCACCCACUCAAGACUCGUUAUGCCAUCACCAACAAACAUGCACAAAGGGUUAUCGGAGGGGUUUGGGCUGUGUCUCUGGUCUGUGCCAUCCCUAACACCUCCCUCCAUGGCCUACAUUAUUAUUAUCUACCUGAGAAGGUCCUUGAGUCAGCCACCUGCAACCUUCUCAAGCCCCAGUGGAUUUAUAACUUGGUGAUCCAGGUGACCACUAUUCUAUUCUACUUUAUACCCAUGACAGUGAUUAGUGUGCUCUAUAUAGUAAUAGGGAUAAGGCUUGGCAGGGAGCAGAGGCAGAAGGGUAGGAAACUGGGGAAAAAUUGCAAUGCAGACACCAGUUGGAAGAUACAAGUUGAGAGUGGACGGAAGAGGCAAAUCACCAAAAUGCUAUCUGUUGUGGUGCUGGCCUUUGCUAUCUGCUGGGCUCCAUUCCAUAUUGACAGACUCUUGUGGAGUUUCAUCACUAAUUGGACCGACCACUUGCACAACAUCUUCGAGUACGUGCAUAUCCUCUCCGGCGUGUUGUUUUACCUCAGCUCUGCCAUCAAUCCUAUCAUCUACAACCUUCUUUCCAGCCGCUUUCGGGAACGAUUUUUUGAGCUGAUGUGUAGGCACCCAGAAGUCAACACUAGACGGAGCAUCUCUCCACCCUACAGCAAAAGGAUUUCUUUCCUUAAAAGUCAUGAGGCUCUUAGAGCCAACUCUCAGGCCCACAGUAACUAUUCAAAAGGGCCCCAUCCCUCUGUUAUCCUCGGCACUGGAUGGGAACAGGAGCUUGACACUUCCUUUAUGUAA